CAGACGACCCAAAUGUGUGGUGGAAUAUCCACCUUUGAAUUUUUGCAAGUAGCAUAGCUUCAAACAAGUCCAAGAAAAACCUUAAACAAACCAAAACCGAAUCAAUCUCAGUUCCAUACAUUCAUUCAAAGAGACCUCAAACCCAAAUUACCUUCACAACUCACUAACACAAACAGAAAAACCAAAUCAAAUCAAAUCACAAACCCAUCUCUCUCUCUAACUCUCUCUCUCCAAAUUAGAAUUUUUCUUGAAUCUCUUCUCGUUGUUGUUAUUGAUGGGCAUUUGUAGAAAACCAUGAGCAAAGCAGGCAACUUCAUUCAACAACUCCUCAAACCUUUCAAAUCUGAAAAUAAAGAGGGGAACAAAGAAGAAGAGUUAGAGAAGAAGAUUCCCGCACUAGAUCAGAAACGAUUCUCUUUCGAAACCCUAACUUCCGCAACCAAACAUUUUCACCCCGCUCACAAGCUCGGUGAAGGCGGCUUCGGCCCUGUUUACAAGGGGAAAUUGGAUGAUGGAACAAUGAUUGCGGUGAAGAAGCUUUCCCGGAGCUCAGGUCAGGGGAAGAAAGAGUUUGUGAAUGAGGCAAAGCUGUUGGCGCAGCUACAGCACCGCAAUGUUGUGAAUUUGCUGGGUUUUUGUGCACAUGGUGCGGAAAAGUUGCUUGUGUACGAGUAUGUAACUCAUGGGAGUCUCGACAAGCAUCUCUUCAAGUUUGGUAGACGAGAUGUGCUUGAUUGGAAGCGGAGGUAUGACAUAAUCGUUGGAGUUGCUCGGGGCUUGCUUUACCUUCAUGAAGACUCACACAGUGCAAUCACUCACCGUGACAUCAAGGCCAGCAAUAUCCUACUAGACGAUAAAUGGGUUCCAAAAAUUGCUGAUUUUGGCAUGGCUCGCCUCUUUCUUGAAAAUCAAACGCAUGUCAAAACCCGUGCAGUUGGUACCAAUGGGUAUGUGGCUCCUGAGUACGUCAUGCAUGGACAUCUAUCUCCGAAGGCAGACGUAUACAGUUUUGGGGUUGUGGUUUUAGAGCUGAUAAGCGGUCAGAAAAAAUCAACUUCUGUUAGUUUAAAUGCUCAAAAUCUAGUGGAAUGGGCAUAUGAGCUGUACAGGAAAAAUAAGAGCUUGGAGGUUAUGGAUCCAACAUUGACAUCAUCGGCCAUCCCUGAUCAGGUAGCAGUAUGUGUACAGAUUGGGUUGCUGUGCACCCAAUCCAAUCCACAACAUCGACCCACCAUGCAACGGGUGGUGGUAAUGCUGUCAAAGAAACCUGGCACACUAGAAGAACCAAGGAGACCUGGAUCUGGAUACCCCGGUUGCAGGUACAGAAGAUCUCCCAAGUUCAAUGUAUCAUCAUCAUCCAUCGAAUCAAUAAUUAUCACGCAAAAUGCGGGACUUCGUUUGAAACUGUGAAUUUGCAUAGGUGUGUCACUAUGGAGUGAUGAAGUUUAUGAUGGAGUUGAUUUCACAUUGAAUUGAAUGCUUCAUCUGUAUAUGUAGGAUCUACCCACAACUAGCAACAAUGUAACUUCUAAAUCUGUAUAUGCUAGAGCUUGUUGAUUUUUUUGGGUUUUUAGCUGAUUCAGUGAUUGCCUAUUUAAUAAGAAAAUGUUAUUCUAAAAAAAAUGUUCUUUUUGCA
Molecule: messenger RNA, 1636 nt
Organism: Camellia sinensis
Lineage: Eukaryota; Viridiplantae; Streptophyta; Magnoliopsida; Ericales; Theaceae
Product: cysteine-rich receptor-like protein kinase 43
Biological process (GO): protein phosphorylation
Molecular function (GO): protein kinase activity; ATP binding
Source: RefSeq, a predicted model, not a curated record